GGCUUCUGUGGUAGGAAGGGAGGUCCGCUCGGCCGGGCGCGCCGCCCCAGUGCUCUGUGGGAUACUGGAAGUCUCGAGCGUCUCCUCCCGGUUCCCAGCCCUCCUCUGGCCCGCACUCAUAGAAACAGUCACACACCCCCUGCCUCCCCUCUCUUCCCUCUCCGCCUCCCCCUUCCCCCCUCGCGAUAAGAAGACCCGGCGGCAGGAGAGGGGAUGAAGAUGGCGGACGCGAAGCAGAAGCGGAACGAGCAGCUGAAGCGCUGGAUCGGCUCCGAGACGGACCUCGAGCCUCCCGUGGUGAAGCGCCAGAAGACCAAGGUGAAGUUCGACGAUGGCGCCGUCUUCCUGGCUGCUUGCUCCAGUGGCGACACGGACGAGGUCCUCAAGCUGCUGCACCGCGGCGCCGACAUCAAUUACGCCAAUGUGGACGGACUCACCGCCCUGCACCAGGCUUGCAUUGAUGACAAUGUUGAUAUGGUGAAGUUUCUGGUAGAAAAUGGAGCAAAUAUUAAUCAACCUGAUAAUGAAGGCUGGAUACCACUACAUGCAGCUGCUUCCUGUGGAUAUCUCGAUAUUGCAGAGUUUUUGAUUGGUCAAGGAGCACACGUAGGAGCUGUCAACAGUGAAGGAGACACACCUUUAGAUAUUGCUGAGGAGGAGGCAAUGGAAGAGCUACUUCAAAAUGAAGUUAAUCGGCAAGGGGUUGAUAUAGAAGCAGCUCGAAAGGAAGAAGAACGAAUAAUGCUUAGAGAUGCAAGACAAUGGCUAAACAGUGGUCACAUAAACGAUGUCCGGCAUGCAAAAUCUGGAGGGACAGCCCUGCACGUUGCAGCCGCUAAAGGCUAUACAGAAGUUUUAAAACUUUUAAUACAGGCAGGCUAUGAUGUUAAUAUUAAAGAUUAUGAUGGCUGGACACCUCUUCAUGCUGCAGCUCACUGGGGUAAAGAAGAAGCAUGUCGAAUUUUAGUGGACAAUCUGUGUGAUAUGGAGAUGGUCAACAAAGUGGGCCAGACAGCCUUUGAUGUGGCAGAUGAAGACAUUUUAGGAUAUUUAGAAGAACUGCAAAAGAAACAAAAUCUGCUCCAUAGUGAAAAACGAGAGAAGAAAUCUCCACUCAUUGAAUCAACAGCCAAUAUGGAGAAUAAUCAGUCACAGAAGACCUUUAAAAACAAAGAGACAUUGAUUAUUGAGUCAGAGAAAAAUGCAUCCCGUAUUGAAUCUCUGGAACAAGAAAAGGUUGAUGAUGAAGAAGAAGGAAAGAAAGAUGAAUCUAGCUGCUCUAGUGAAGAAGAUGAGGAAGAUGACUCAGAGUCAGAAGCUGAAACAGAUAAGACAAAACCCAUGGCUUCUGUAACUAAUGCCAAUACUUCUAGUACACAAGCAGCUCCUGUGGCUGUUACAACACCUACUGUGUCAUCGGGUCAGGCAACACCUACUUCACCUAUUAAAAAGUUUCCAACCUCAGCUACAAAAGUUUCUCCCAAAGAAGAAGAGAGAAAAGACGAGUCUCCUGCAUCUUGGAGGUUAGGACUUAGAAAGACAGGCAGUUACGGUGCACUUGCAGAAAUCACAGCGUCUAAAGAGGCUCAGAAAGAAAAAGACACUGCAGGUGUUAUGCGUUCAGCUUCAAGUCCCAGACUUUCCUCCUCUUUGGAUAAUAAAGAAAAGGAGAAAGAUAGUAAGGGAACUAGGCUUGCGUAUGUCGCACCUACGAUACCCAGACGACUAGCCAGUACAUCUGACAUCGAAGAGAAAGAAAACAGAGACUCUUCAAGUUUGCGAAUAAGUAGUUCGUAUACAAGAAGAAAAUGGGAAGAUGAUCUCAAAAAAAAUAGCUCAAUUAAUGAAGGAUCAACUUAUCAUAAAAGUUCUAGUGUUCCAAGCACCACAUCAACACCAACAGUUACCUCUGCAGCUGGGCUUCAGAAAAGCCUGCUUUCCAGCACAAGCACUACUACAAAGAUUACAACGGGUUCUUCCUCAGCAGGCACACAAAGCAGUACCUCAAAUCGUUUGUGGGCUGAGGAUAGUGCUGAAAAAGAAAAGGACAGUGUUCCUACGGCAGUGACCAUUCCUGUUGCUCCAACUGUUGUAAAUGCUGCAGCCUCUACCACAACCCUGACUACAACUACUGCUGGCACUGUCUCCUCCACAUCAGAGGUCAGGGAGAGACGCAGAUCAUACCUCACUCCUGUUAGAGAUGAAGAGUCUGAAUCCCAAAGAAAAGCAAGAUCUAGACAAGCAAGGCAGUCGAGAAGAUCAACACAGGGGGUGACAUUGACUGAUCUUCAGGAAGCUGAAAAAACAAUAGGAAGAAGUCGUUCUACCCGAACCAGAGAACAAGAAAAUGAAGAAAAAGAAAAAGAGGAAAAAGAAAAACAGGAUAAAGAGAAGCAAGAAGAAAAGAAGGAGUCAGAAACAUCUAGAGAAGAUGAAUAUAAGCAAAAGUACUCCAGAACGUAUGAUGAGACUUACCAGCGUUACAGACCAGCAUCAACUUCAAGUUCAACUACUCCAUCCUCUUCACUUUCUACCAUGAGCAGUUCACUCCAUGCUUCAAGUCAACUAAACAGGCCAAAUAGUCUUGUAGGUAUAACAUCUGCUUACUCCAGAGGAUUAACAAAAGAAAACGAAAGAGAGGGAGAAAAGAAAGAAGAGGAAAAAGAAGGAGAGGAUAAAUCACAGCCUAAAUCAAUCCGAGAACGACGGCGACCAAGAGAGAAAAGAAGAUCUACAGGAGUUUCGUUUUGGACACAAGAUAGUGAUGAAAAUGAACAAGAUCAACAAUCAGAUACAGAAGAGGGAUCCAAUAAGAAAGAAACUCAGACGGAUUCCAUUUCUAGAUAUGAAACCACUUCCACGUCAGCUGGUGAUCGCUAUGAUUCCUUGCUGGGUCGCUCUGGAUCCUACGGUUACUUAGAAGAAAGAAAACCUCACGGUAGCAGGCUAGAGAGGGAUGACUCAACUGACUUUAAAAAGCUUUAUGAACAAAUUCUAGCUGAAAAUGAAAAGCUGAAAGCACAGCUACAUGAUACAAAUAUGGAACUGACAGAUCUUAAAUUGCAAUUAGAAAAGGCCACCCAGAGACAAGAAAGAUUUGCUGAUAGGUCACUAUUGGAAAUGGAGAAAAGGGAACGAAGAGCUCUAGAAAGAAGAAUAUCUGAAAUGGAAGAAGAGCUCAAAAACCUGCACCAAAUAAAGCAAAUUCAAACUCUGAGAGAGUUAAAUGAGCGACUGCUGACUGAGAAUAGGGCCUUGACAAGAGUGGUAGCCAAGCGCUCAGGGUUCUGUAGGCAACUGCAGUCUGUGCACCUAUAAUUUGUAGUUUCAUCCUUCUUCUUGGUAGAGCCAGAUGUUACCAGACCUAAAAGCAGACAACCAGAGGCUAAAGGAUGAAAAUGGGGCCUUGAUCAGAGUUAUAAGCAAACUUUCCAAAUAGAAAAAAAAAGCAGCAAGUAAUGGAAUUGCACACGUUAGUAACCCAGCGGACCAUAAUUGACAGUCACUGGAAGCCUGGGAAGAAUCCUUGGAGACUGUCAUUUUCGGAUAUCCUGCCAAAUGCCCUCUUAUCUAGGAGUUUUGUUUUGUUUAAUUAUCUGGGUUUUUUUUUUUUUCUUGUAUCAAGACCAUUGUUUCAUGUUAAUGCAGCUGCUGAGAAGAUUUUUUUUUUAAUGACUGAGAAAACUUGUUUACAGCUCCAGCAUAUAAGGAAAGUGUUCAAGGCCAGAUAUGCCUCAGAUAUUUAACCAGUAAGCCUUAGUUGUACAUAAAUACUUUUGUGUCAACAAAAACUUUCAGCUUUCACAGAAGACAGUUAUUCAGCAUUUUUUUGAUGUGCCACAGUUUCCAGUUUUUCAAUAUUUAAUUUGUUUUGCUUUCCAUCUAAGUUUGGGUUUGUAUUUUUCCUUCUAACUCUCCAUGUGGCAGCCUCUUCUAUGUUUUCACAGCUCUCUCCUUUACAGAAAAGAACACUUACCCUUCUGAGGUCAUUGUCGUGCGUCAGGCUGAUGCUGUGUCGUCUCCCACCUGGAACCGAAUUGCUUGGUGGAACAUUGCUUUCACUGUUUGUGCAAUAUGCAUUUAUUUCUUAUAUGAAUGCUUUAAAGUCAAUGGAGAUUAGAUUCUUUUAAGUCCUAUUUUCUGCCUUCAUUGGUCACUUUCUUGUUUCUGUUUGUUUUUUAUUAUUGUAGAAUGAGAUGUUAGAUUCUGUAACCUUCACAUUCAUUGUAGCAGGUACUGAGUGAUGCUGUACAUAUAAAUAAGUGUAUUGUUUUGAUUUUUAGACCACCACAUGGCAUGCUUGACUAUUUUCUCAAUUCAACAAAGUAGGCUACUCCAUAAUAGUGUUAAAAACGAAAUUUGCUAACAAUGUGAUAUAAAGACUUUAAAAGUAACACAUUCUGUGGAGCCCUAUCUUUACAAAAGUUUUCUACUGUAAAGUGCUUUUACUUUUACUUUUAGUUUUUGUUUGAUAGUAUUCAACCAUAAUUAAAGUUGCAUAAGAUAAUUGCUUCACAUUUCACAUACCUAAUAUUUAUCUGAGUGCUGUCUAAAACUGUUGUGCUAGCCAAAGUGAUGCUAUGAAAUCAUUUGCAGACUUAACCCGUGAGUUAAUGUUAAAUGCACUGUUAUUGCCAUGUGAAGAGGCAUUGACUUUGAUAUCACCAUCAUGUUCAGACCAUUUUAUACAUUUCAGUGGCCUUUUUUUAAAGAAAAAAGCAAAACCAAGUACAUAGUGAAGACGGCUUUUAUUUGGACAAAUAGCUUUUAUAUUUUCAUUAAACCAUGCAAAAAAUGUUAUACCUUUCUGGCACAUGACCGUGUCCUUAACCACUGAACAGUCCAGCCAUUUGGGCAAAUUGUACAUUGCAAAGCUUACAGCAGCCGAGUGUAUUAUUGAUUGUAUUGUGUACUAUAUUAAAUGUGAAUUUGUACCCCUUCAUUUUAAAAGGUCAUUGUGUUCUACUGCCUAUUUUAGAUUACUUUGGGGUUGGGAAAGGGUGUUUUGGUAAGCAGGAUUUUAAGUCCUCUCUCGAUUGGUUUUAUGAAGAUAUAAGGUUAUGCUCUUACUACCAAGCUCAGGAUUCUUGAUUUUUAAAGGUACAAGGAUAGUUGUGGGAAUUUUAUUUUUGGUUAUAUUUGAACUGUAUGAGUGGUGGGUCUGAAUAUAGAGAAUUUCCAUGGUCUUAUGUGGACAUAAAAUAUACAGAUAAUUGAUCAGUUUGAGUGACUGCAACACCUUCUGGUUGCACAACAGUUAGGCAUGCUAAGGAUUAUAUUUGUGAAGUUUGGAUGCCUGUGAAGAAUGAUUAAAUACAUGUUUCUAAUAUUUUAGUGUUUUGUAUUUAGGUUAUUUAUUCUUUGUAUCUAAAACUGAACAGCUACUGUGCUAUAUUGAUUUUAUUGGUAGUAUUGAGCAGACCUUGUUUCUGCAUGAAACUAGUUGCAAAACCCACUAUUUUGGAAAUAAAAAUGUAUUUUGACAUAUACAAAUAAAAUGAAUAAAACUAUUUUAAAUGUG
This is a messenger RNA of Equus quagga, 5521 nucleotides long. It is a transcript of the gene PPP1R12A, whose product is annotated as protein phosphatase 1 regulatory subunit 12A. Gene Ontology annotation, biological process: signal transduction. The record is from RefSeq and is a predicted model, not a curated record. The transcript has 26 exons. Gene Ontology annotation, cellular component: Z disc; A band; cytoplasm. Bases 214 to 3318 code for a protein of 1034 amino acids. Lineage: Eukaryota; Metazoa; Chordata; Mammalia; Perissodactyla; Equidae. Gene Ontology annotation, molecular function: enzyme inhibitor activity; protein kinase binding; phosphatase regulator activity.